AUGCGUGAUUCUGUGCUAUGGGCCACAGCCUUGAGGGAACAGCUCUGCCUAUAUCUUGAUGGGAAUGAGGACCCUGAGGUCACCUGUUCAAUUGGGGGCCCAAAUGAGGAAAGCGUCCUCUCUGCGGAGACCGAGUCUACUUGUGACCUCACUCCUGAGUCUGAGUCCAGUCCCUGGAUUCAGUACCCCACAGUUGGCUCACUUUCUGCCAAGCAACCAACAGUGUUUACUCUGAGCCCCUCACUUCGAGAGGCUCACAAGCAUAUUCUCCUUGGGAAUGUGAACAUCAUUAUCAUUGGUUUGGAGAAUGCUGGUAAAACCGUUAUUGUUGAGGCCUUCCAAAGACUACUACCUAACAGUAUGAAAAAUCCCUUGGGUUCUGAACUGACUACACUCCUGGUCGAUGGGUGUGAAGUUACCAUCUAUGAUCUGAGUGGAGAUCAAAAGGGCCAAGAAAUCUGGCCAAACUAUUAUACACAAGCACAUGGAAUUGUUUUUGUUCUGGACUCCAGUGAUUUAGGACGAAUGCAAGAAGCAAAGAUUAUCUUAACACGUCUACUAUCAGAUAAGCGAGUAGCAGGGAAACCCAUUCUUUUUCUAGCAAAUAAACAGGACAAGAAGGAUGCCCUCCCACCCUGUGACAUCAUUGAAUAUCUACUAUUGGAUAAACUACUACUUGAAAGCAAUUCUCUCUGCAGAGUGGAGUCCUUCUCCGCCAUCAAUAUUCGCCAAAAAAGUAAUAAUCAAAUCAUAAUCAAAGGUCUGCACUGGCUGUUAGCUGCCAUUGGAGAGCAAUAUGAAAAUCUGAACCACCAAAAGUCGAGCAUCUCAACCUCAAAGAAAACAAGAGAAUCUAAGGAAAGAGGCCCAUUAGACAGAAUCUCUGCCAGAUUAGGAUUUGGGAAAUAUAAAGGAAAACGUAAGGGAAAAUGCUCAGUGGAACCUAGGCCCCUAAAGCCAAUCCUGCAGAAAGAAGGUUUAGAAUUAAAACAUAAAAAGAAUAUAUCAGUAAAAUUUGUUUUGGAUGAGCCCAUGGAGGAACCUGAAUGUUCAGGAUGGCAAAAAGCUCGGAACAAGGCUGUUUCGCCAAAAUCAGAAUAA
Suncus etruscus (white-toothed pygmy shrew) is the source of this 1101-nucleotide messenger RNA. RefSeq names its product ADP ribosylation factor like GTPase 13A (gene ARL13A). Bases 1 to 1101 code for a protein of 366 amino acids. The record is from RefSeq and is a predicted model, not a curated record. NCBI's taxonomy places the organism in Eukaryota, Metazoa, Chordata, Mammalia, Eulipotyphla, Soricidae. Gene Ontology annotation, cellular component: ciliary membrane; non-motile cilium. Gene Ontology annotation, molecular function: GTP binding; GTPase activity. Gene Ontology annotation, biological process: receptor localization to non-motile cilium; non-motile cilium assembly. The transcript has 7 exons.